Messenger RNA from Penicillium maclennaniae, 3435 nucleotides. Its product is annotated as MIZ zinc finger domain protein. The record is from RefSeq and is a predicted model, not a curated record. Gene Ontology annotation, molecular function: zinc ion binding; SUMO ligase activity. The transcript has a single exon. Bases 1 to 3435 code for a protein of 1144 amino acids. NCBI's taxonomy places the organism in Eukaryota, Fungi, Ascomycota, Eurotiomycetes, Eurotiales, Aspergillaceae. Gene Ontology annotation, biological process: protein sumoylation.
AUGGUUUCUCCUAGGUCCCAGAGAUCACGCCUGACCGUCGAUCAUGUUGAAGAGUCCAAUUCUACCGCCAACUUGUUCCUCGGUAGCGCGCGGAGGGCUUGGAUGCCGGGCCCUAGUUGCCCUCAAGCCCGCGAGGCUCUGCCCGCGACGACUGCUCUCCCGGAUGCCAGACCGACCUCGAACCAGGACACUGCCUUGAUGUCCUCCGUGACAUCCGGCACCAAUUUACAACCCUCGGUUUCGCUGGCCGACAAAUCCAGUGCGCCGGCUGCUCUUCCUUCACCGGUUCCAAGCACCAAUUCUCAUCCCAGCCCAGUCGUUGCGCACAAUCCUGCCCCUGCUUUAGCAUCAAACAGACAGCCUGCUGCUGUCCCCCAAACCGGUCACAAUGGACGAAACGCACCACACUCAAGUCCGCAUACGACUGUUCCUCAACAAAAUCCGACGAUGACAACCGCCGCGCCUCCCCGUGGUCAACACAGUGCAGGCCCGGGACCGCCUUCAGGCUCUACAAAUGGUCUCCCAUUUCAGUCUCUGACGGAUCAAAGUCCGGAUCAAAGUCCGGAUCAAAGUCCCUCGUUGAUGCUGACUGGAUCUGGAAAUACACGUGAAAGCGCAGAUCUAGCGUCCAGACCAACACAACAGGGCCCGGCGCCGAUGCAGCCCUCAGGUCUAAUCCUACCGAGCGAUGAAACAUGGUCACAAUGGAAAUCGAGGUUGGAUAGUCUCAGAAAGGAAGCGCAACAGUCCCCGAGACCAAAGCUCGCUGGACCCAGAAUCCGGCUUCUAGAGGAUGCGUGUGAAUAUCAAGAUCUCUUCUACCUGGUUCUCCAUCAAUUAUACUGUCGGCAGUCUCUUGAUGACCAAGGGUACCAGGAAUUCCCCGAUUUCCGGGAGCAAAGGUGCCAAGCUGGUUUGGCGAGGAUACAGGAGCUUAUAGAACCCAACAUCCACAUGGGAGCGCCAAUAUUAUGGAAGCUGGCUCACUUCCCGCAACCGCUAGAUGAACUGAAGCACCAGGAGUGGUAUCAUCUGGCCGUCGGGAAGGUCGUUCACUGCCUCACACGAUUGGCAACGACGAUUCCUUACAACAAAGUACUUAUUCUCAAUUCGGUCUAUCGUCGAGGUUAUCCGCCGGCGGUUGCUGAGUUGCGGGAUCUUUUGGACGCGACUUCGCCCGUACUGAUGACUAUCAUUUUCGUGUCAACGUGUCGGUGUAUCUAUGAAGAUAAGUCCAUGGGAAAGGUGAACCAAUUGUUCAGGCAUGCCCUUCGCGCAUAUUUCCACGGUCAACCUUCGAACUUGUCAGAAGAGUAUAAGAAGAUCCCGUUGAUGCCUAGACCAUUGCCUUCAAUGGCCCCUGUUCCAUCGUCAUCUGCGUCCCAGGCUGUACCAAGUGUGGUUGCAAGGGCACCUUCGACCGGUAGCCAAAAUGGUGUAGCCAGCCCUGCGAUCUCCGGUCAUCCAAAUCCUGAUUCACCCCUAGUGUCGCCACGUGGGUUGGCUACCCCAAAUUUAACAGCUCCUCAGACUAUCGCUGGACGGCAGGUGCUUCAGAGCCCAGUGUACCAGCACUCUCCUGACCUUCCUCCGGAACAGCCAAUUCGGCAAAGACAGACGAGACCAGGAGAGUCGCCUCAAAUGCAGAGGUUUUGGUAUCAAGGGCAAUGGGUGCAGAACAAACCCACACAGAUGCAGCACCUAGCUCCGGGGCAGCCUCAGCCGGGAUACCUUGGUCACGUUCAAAGGGCCCAGCAGGGAGCAAUGCAGGCACAGGCACAGGGGCAAACACAACAAGCCCUGCACGCACAGAUGCAAACCCAGCAAGCUCAAGGUCCGAUGUACCAGUCUGCUCAGGUGCAAACGCAACACGCUACUCCAGCAGUGGUGGUUUCGAACAUUUUACCUAUCACUUCAUACUCACCACAACAAUCACACACAACCUCUGCUUGGGACGGUCAGGUACCGUCGCGAUCCCAACAGGACUUUGUCAGGUCUUCUAGCAUCACCGCUCAGAGCAAUCCACGCCAGAGCCCAUCAAUACAAAGCGCUCGCACUCACUUACCAGGGCAGAGACAAAUUCCAACCCACCCGCGCCAUAUGUCUACGCCUCUUGCUCAUGCCCCUCAACAUAUCCAAAGUCAGGGCGCAUCAGCGCAGCAGCUUCCCCAAUCAGGACAACAGCUCCCUCGUAAUUCGAGGGUUCAUUCUGCGCCCUUCAGGCCUUUGUUACCCCCCGCUGGCUAUCAGCUGCCGCAAACAGUGUCACCUAAUCCAACAUACAUGGCGCUACAUCAAGCUGAUCUUCGCGAGCCACCAAAGAAAUUGGUCGAGUUUGGGCCGAACAAAGAGAUAACUGAGACUCAGCUGUAUCAAUAUUUGGGUGAUCUUGUGUUGCAGCCAACAGUGAUUGAUCCGAAGGCGCUUCGGUUCGACUUGAGAUUCACUCUCACGGAGGACGUCUGCAGAAGAUUUCCACGACUGGAACACAGAGGCAUAGGGAAACGUCCCAUGCAAAUUAUUCAACCAGGUUGCUUCAUAAUUCGCUUGCGCUGCAUUACACUGCGUCCUUCUGAACAAGAGAACCCGGAACGCCUCUGGCCAACGAAGAAUACUAUAUGGCCUAGUGUGCUCUACGUCUUUGUCAACGACAAGGAAAUGUUUUUGCGGCGAAAGGCCCAUAAUGGGAAGGACCUCCCCCUAGAGAUCUCCGAGAAUCUUCGUCCGGGCCUGAAUACCGUCACGAUUCAUUUACUGCUCAAACCGGAUGAAUGCAAGACUUUUAAUUACGGCUUUGGUAUCGAGUCUAUGCAUAUCAGCAAGUUCGAGUCAGUCAGAGAUCUUGUGGGCAACACAAGUGCGGACGAGACUAUCCUGAAUAUUCGAAAACGUCUCACCUUGGAGGAGGACAGUGAUGACCUGGCUGUUGUCACAGACAGCUUGAGAAUCAGUCUCAUCGACCCUUUCAUGGCUCAAAUUUUCAAGACCCCCGUUCGUGCUCGAGACUGUGAGCACCUGGAGUGUUUCGACCACGAUACUUUUAUCACAACCCGUAAGAAUGUAUCGGGCUUCGCUGCACUGAACGACAAUUGGCGAUGCCCAAUCUGCAACGCUGAUGCGCGCCCUCACCUGCUGCGCGUGGACAAGUUUUUCCUCACGGUACGCGAUCGUCUCAUCGCUAUGGAUGAUCUCGAAGGAGCAGAUGCGAUCGAAGUGAAAGCAGAUGGCAAGUGGAUUCUUCAAGCCAAACGAAAGGAGUCCCCCAAUACCUCACACAGCCCGAGAGUGGACAAAUCCCUUGCCCCAACCUUGGGCAAGCGUAAAUGUGAGAACAUAGAGCAAGGGUCAGAUGCAACACGCCCCAAAUACGAGAACCCUUUUGAAAGAAGGAGCUCCUCACAGCCCACCGAGCUUGUCGUGAUCGAAAUUGACUGA